Aureococcus anophagefferens is the source of this 5172-nucleotide messenger RNA. RefSeq lists its product as hypothetical. The transcript has 4 exons. NCBI's taxonomy places the organism in Eukaryota, Pelagophyceae, Pelagomonadales, Pelagomonadaceae. Gene Ontology annotation, molecular function: protein histidine phosphatase activity. Bases 1 to 5172 code for a protein of 1723 amino acids. The record is from RefSeq and is a predicted model, not a curated record. Gene Ontology annotation, cellular component: cytosol. Gene Ontology annotation, biological process: peptidyl-histidine dephosphorylation.
AUGCUCACCAUGGAGCCCGUUGCCUCGGCGCCGAAGGCCGGCGCGAAGGCCGAUGCAGCCGCAAUUCCCCCGCCGCGGCGCCGCCGCGGCCGCCUGCUCUGCGUGGGCCUGGCGAGCGUCGUCCUGGCGCUGGGCCUGUCGCUCCUGCCCCUCGCCCUCGUCGUCCUGCGCGACGACGGCGCCUUCGGGCUCGACGGCGGCGGCGUCCUCGACGUGGCCUUCGAGGGCAGGGAGGUCGUCGCCGCGGGCGCCGGGCGGCCGGCGACGCGGUCGUCCUGGCUCCACGGGGCGACGCUCACUUCCGCGACGUGCGGCGUCCGCGCGACGUUCGACGAGACGCGCCGCAAGGGCGCGCCCUUCUCGAAGCGGCUCGCCGUCGUCGAGCUGUCGUCGCCCGACGGCGGCUGGCCCCUCGUCGAGCUCGCCGGCAUGGAACACGCGCGGCCGGCGUUCGCCGCGCGGCUGAGAGACGUCGACUUUGGCGCGGUCUGGCGCGCGCGCCGCGCGGGCGCCGUGCGCGCCGCGGACGUGCGCUGCGACGUCGAGGUCGACAUCACGCUCUGGCGCGUCGUGCCCUGGACGUUGCGGACGGAGGAUUUUCGAGUGAACGCGUGGGCGCGCGACGAGGACGCCAACGAGCAGCAGCGGUCCUUCGCCGUCACCAAAGCCCACGCCGGCCGCCUCGUCGACGCCGUCCGCGACCUCUUCGAGCGCACGCUGCCGCACAUCGUCGACGGGACCUACGCCGAGGGCAACGCGACGAUCACCGUGGCCCCGCGGCCGUUCAACGUCUCGCUCCCGGACCGCUGGGACGCGAUCGCCGUGCGCCUGCCCGGCGCGGCCGUCGCCGUGACGGCCGCCGACGGCCGCGCCAACGCGACCCUACCCCUGGCCGAGGGCUGCCUCGAGUGGGGCUGGGACGACACCUACGAGGUGUCGCUCUGCAUCGACGCGGACAGCGCGCUCUGCAGUACGCUCCAGGUCGACCGCGUCGACGCGCUCGACCGGCAGAACUUCAAGUCCAAGUCCUACGCCGACGGGUCCUCGGCCCACGAGGAGGCGCUCUACGGCGCCUUCAAGUACCGCCACCUCGACGGGGCCUGGAAGGAACUCGCGUGGAGCGCGUCGGCCGAGGCCGGCGAGAACAAGGACCUGAAGCUCUCCGCGGACGCGUCCAAAGACGGCGCGGAGAAGCUCAAGGCGCGCUUCGUCGUCGACGGGACCUACGAGGACGACUACGGCGAGGGGUCCGCGUCCUUCUCCCUCGCCCUCGACGGCGACGACGAGGUGAGCCUCGUCCUCGCGGGCGGCUUCGACGUGACCGCGUGGGACGACGACGACCGCGUGUCCGGCUGGAUGUCCUGGACCGACGGCGGCGACGAGAAGCUCUACGUGUCCGGGUCCGCGGAGGGCGAGGACGACGGCGCGAAGACGGGCACGACGACGCUGUCGGUCCGCGUCGACGGCGAGGAGGAAAUUAACUGGCUGCUCGGGGGCUCCGUGGACUGGUCCGACGACGUCGAGGAGGACUUCGCGUGCUCCGUGACGUUCGUCGACCUCCUCGAGGGCGACGACGAGAAGUUCUUCGCCUACAUGACGCUCGACGGCGAGGACGACGGCGCGAAGACGGGGUCGUCGAGCCUCCUCGUCCGCGUCGACGGCGAGGAGGAAAUCAACUGGUACGUCGUCGGCAGCGUCGACUGGUCCGACGACGUCGACGAGGACUUCGAGUCGUCGCUCGCGUUCUACGACGACGGCGACGAGAAGCUCUACUUCUCCAUGGACAGCGACGCGAGCGACGACGGCGAGAAGAAGAGCACGGGCGACCUCGUCCUCCGCAUCUCCGGCCUGACGGACAUCGACGGGAAGAUGACGGCGAAGAUCGACUGGAGCGACGGCAUCGACACGGACCUCGAGGGCGGGCUCCGGGUGAAGGAGGACGGCGACGACAAGCUCUUCAUCGGCUUCCAGGUCGACGCCGACGACGCGUCCGGCGGCGCCAAGACCGUGAACAACCUGAACAUCGACGAGUGCGUCGACAGCACGUCGUGGUACGCGAAGAAGCCGUCGAAGGACUGCGACUACGUCGCGAAGAAGUCGAAGCGGUGCAAGUCGAAGGACGAGUUCAAGGUCAAGGCCGAGGACGCGUGCAGGGAGGCGUGCGUGUCCUGCCUCGGCAAGGAGUUCUUCUACGCGGGCCUCGCCGUCGACGGCGACGAUGGCGACGAGCGGGCCUCCGGCGUCGCGUCGCUGGAGCUCCGCGUCGACGACGACGACACCUUCGACGGGUUCCUCGAGAUGCUCCUGGUCAUGGGCGGCGCCCUGGGCACGGAGGACGCGGACAUGAAGGUCGCCCUCGCCAUCUACGAGGGCGACGACGACGACGAGAUGCUCGCCGUCGCGGUCACGGCCGACGGCGACAGCGAGGACGACGCGACGACGGCCUCGCUCGGGCUCAAGCUCCGCGUCGACGGGUCCAAGGAGCUCGACAGCGUGCUGAGCGGCUACGUCUACACGGACGGCGCCACGGCCCACGACGUCGAGAUGGGCAUGGCCUUCACGGACCGCGACGACGUCAAGUUGCGCGUCGCGAUGGCGGCGGACCACGAGAGCUUCGGCGACGACGCGUACGACCUCGCCUACUCGUUCACGGUGGAGCAGACGGGCGACACGGUCAUGACCCAGGCCUUCCGCGUCGAGAGCGACGGGUCCAUGAGCCAGGACGAGGGCACGACGUCCUGCGUCCGCGCGGGCAUGUACAUGAAGUCGCUGAGCGUGAUGGACGCCGACGAGAUGGCGAUGAACGCGUCCUACGACCUGAGCGUCGACGCCAUGAAGGCCGACCCGCUCCGGUUCUACGAGGAGUCGACGAUCCUCACGAGCCGCGUCGACGCCAAGAUGACGGGCAUGAUGGACGGCAUGCAGGCCCACGACGGCGCGCGCCUCGACGCGGCCGCGUGCGACGUCACGACGGCCGUGACCAUGCACACCUACAUGGCGACGAAGCAAAAGGCCGCCAAUUUGGCCUCGCCCUGCGAGGACUCCAAGAGCUGGUACAAGGCCGGGUCGCCCUCGAAGACCUGCGAGUUCGCCUUCAAGAAGAACCGGUGCGACUACGAGGACGACGGCGGCGUCGCGGCGGCCGUCGCGUGCCCCGUGACCUGCGCGACGUGCCCGCUGCCCGCGGAGAAGCUCUUCGAGUGCGGCGACUCGGCGAGCUGGCACGAGGCGGGCAAGCCGAGCCGCGACUGCGACUACGUCGCCGACAAGCCGGAGAAGCGGUGCGCCAAGGUCGACGAGUACGGCGUCGACGGCAACGUCGCCUGCAAGGACGCCUGCGGCCUCUGCGACGACGAGGACGAGGACGAGGACGACGGCGACUCGGAGGACUGCGCGGACUCGUCGUCGUGGCACGACGACGGCCGGCCCGACCGGGCCUGCGACUACGUCGCCGAGAAGCCGGAGAAGCGCUGCGACAAGGAGGACGAGGACGGCGUGUCCGCCCAGGUCGGCUGCCCCGUCGCGUGCGGCACGUGCGAGGACGGUGAAGACGGCGGGUGCGCGGACUCGUCGUCGUGGAUGCGCGACGGCCGGCCCGACCGGGCCUGCGACUGGGUCUUGGAGAAGCCGGACAAGCGCUGCGAGAAGGAGGACGAGGACGGCCUGUCCGCCUACGUCGGCUGCCCCGUCGCGUGCGGCACGUGCGAGGACGGCGACGAGGACGAGGACGGCGACGAGGACGAGGACGGCGACGAGGACGGCGACUGGGACGAUACCGUAUACGUGCUCACGCGCGACGCCGUCGUCGGCGCGUCGCUCCCGGACUGCCAGGGGGCCGACGAGGACGGCGAGAAUCUCUCAACGGUCGAGUACGACGGCGACUGCGAGUUCGACCCGGACGACCCGUGGGGCAACGAGGCGUGCCUGUACGCCGAGGGACUUUGCUACGAGAUGAUCUGCGACGGCCUCCAGUACAAUUUAUGCUCGGGCCCCGACACGGACGACUGCCUUUGGAUCAAUUCGUCGGACGAAGAUUGGGGCGAAAAUUGCGAGUGGUCGUUCGACGGCGAGGAGGGCGAGUGUUACAUCUACGAUGACGAUGAAGAAGAUGCAUGGCAAGCCGGCUGCGACGAGGACUUCGCGUCCGACGCCGUCGACGCGCCGGCGGGCACGACGCUCCACGUGGACCAGGGCUUCUGCUACAGCGAGGUCGAUUACUACGCCGGCUGCGCGUCGUCCGCGACCGACUGCUGGGACCAGUGCGAGGAAAUCUUCGGCGACGACCUCGUCGCGGUGGAUGCCUGGCCGUCGUGGGGGUGCUGGUGCCAGGACGAGUGCCAAUUCAUGGUCGACUACGGUGGUUGCGACGACGAGGCGGAGAGCGGGUGCGCGGACUCGUCGUCGUGGAUGCGCGACGGCCGGCCCGACCGGGCCUGCGACUGGGUCGCCGAGAACGCCGACAAGCGCUGCGAGAAGGAGGACGAGUCCGGCGUCGACGCCUACGGGGGCUGCCCCGUCACGUGCGGGACGUGCGAGGACGGCGACGAGAGCGAAUGCGCGGACUCGUCGUCGUGGCACCAGGACGGCCGGCCCGACAAGGCCUGCGACUACGUCGCCGAGAAGCCGGACAAGCGCUGCGAGAAGGAGGACGAGGACGACGUGUCCGCCUACGUCGGCUGCCCCGUCACCUGCGGCACCAGCGGCCAACAGAUGGGUCGCGCGCGCUUCGACGACGUCACGGGCGCGCCGCUCAACAAGGCGGCGAAGGACAUUUUAGCCCGCCACGACGAGGGCGUCUCCGGCCCCGCCGUCGGCGCCGAGGACGCCUUCGACGGCCUCAAGGCCGUCGACGUCGCCGAGGGCACCUGGAAGUUCGUGCUCCUCGAGUGCGAGCUCGGGAGCCGCAGAAAACAAAUCGUCCGCGCGCUCGAGGGCCUGAAAUUCCACGCGGAGAACUUCGACGUCGUGCACUCGCUCCUGCACCCGCUGGGCAUCCACGUGCGCGUGAUUGGGGGCGGACGGAUAGCCCGAACGGAGGUGAACAAGACCAUCAGCGUCUACGGCUACUCGAAGACCUUCGGGCGAUCGCCGGGCUGCAACGAGCGGACGGCCGGGAUCAUCCGGGAGGUCCUCCCGGGCUACGAGGUGACCUGGUCCGACGCCGGCUACUAA